AUGGCUUCCUACUCCUCCUUGCUUCCUCUUCUGGUUCUAGCUUUAUGCCACAGCUCAGCUCAUGGUUCAGAUCCUGCAUCAAGCCAUAACCCAACCCAAGUCGCAACAACUCCAAUACCACUACCAAAUGUGGCUAGAGAGUUCCUAGAAUCUCACAACCAAGCAAGAGCAGCAGUUGGCGUUGGUCCUCUCAAGUGGAGCGAAAUGCUAGCCAAUGCCACAAGCAGGCUAGUCAGGUACCAAAGGAACCAAAUGGGUUGCCAAUUUGCGAACUUGAGCAACAGUAAGUAUGGUGGAAACCAGUUAUGGUCUAGUGGCGUGGCUGUGACUCCUCGUAGGGCUGUGGAUCACUGGGUACAAGAGAAGAAUUACUAUAACCACACCGACAACUCUUGUGCACCAGAUCAUCAGUGUGGUGUUUACACACAGGUGGUGUGGAGGAAAUCUUUGGAGUUGGGGUGUGCUCAGGCUACAUGUGUGAAGGAGCAAGCAAGCUUAACUAUUUGUUUUUAUAAUCCUCCUGGGAAUAUUGUAGGGGAAAGCCCGUACUAG
This is a messenger RNA of Dovyalis caffra, 552 nucleotides long. The record is from the annotation of a GenBank genome assembly. Lineage: Eukaryota; Viridiplantae; Streptophyta; Magnoliopsida; Malpighiales; Salicaceae.